This is a messenger RNA of Tauraco erythrolophus (red-crested turaco), 2890 nucleotides long. It is a transcript of the gene OSBPL8, whose product is annotated as oxysterol binding protein like 8. The record is from RefSeq and is a predicted model, not a curated record. Gene Ontology annotation, molecular function: cholesterol binding. Lineage: Eukaryota; Metazoa; Chordata; Aves; Musophagiformes; Musophagidae. Gene Ontology annotation, cellular component: cytosol; cortical endoplasmic reticulum; membrane.
AUGAAGGAAGAGGGUCCAGUGCGACGUAGGUUUUCUUCGUGUGCUGGGAUUUCAUCUGUGUUUUCUUCGAGAACUGAUGGCCGAAAGCUUGUCCGGAAUGCUUCAUUUGGAGGAUAUAACGAACUCUCUCCUGCUUUACCAGGUUUUGACAAAGGGAAGGAUGAUGUGUCACAAAGUAAAGAGGAUACAGCACAUUCUAUGUCAAAAAGCAAGUCUGAAUCCAAGCUUUUCAAUGGCUCUGAGAAGGACAUAUCUUUAUCUUCAAGCAAACUUACAAAAAAAGAAUCUCUCAAGGUUCAAAAGAAGAAUUACAGAGAAGAAAAGAAGAGAGCCACAAAAGAAUUGCUUAGCACUAUCACAGACCCAUCUGUUAUUGUUAUGGCUGACUGGUUGAAGAUUCGUGGUACCUUGAAAAGCUGGACCAAACUGUGGUGUGUACUGAAACCAGGAGUGUUGCUCAUUUACAAAACCCCCAAAAAUGGCCAGUGGGUAGGAACAGUGCUCCUGAACGCUUGUGAACUCAUUGAGAGGCCUUCUAAAAAAGAUGGCUUUUGUUUCAAACUUUUUCAUCCUUUGGAGCAGUCCAUAUGGGCUAUAAAGGGUCCCAAAGGUGAAGCAGUUGGUUCUAUAACUCAGCCAUUGCCCAGCAGUUAUUUGAUCAUCCGAGCUGCUUCAGAAUCAGAUGGCAGGUGUUGGAUGGAUGCUUUGGAGCUGGCCCUGAAAUGUUCAAGUCUGCUUAAACGUACAAUGAUUAGAGAAGGUAAAGAACACGAUUUGAACUCUUCAGCAGACAGUACUCAUGUCUCUCUCUAUGGUCUGCUUCGUGCUAACAACUUGCACAGUGGAGAAAACUUACCAUUAAACGACAGUGAAAUUGAAAGGCAACACUUUAAAGACCAAGAUAUGUACUCUGACAAAUCUGAUAAGGAAAACGACCAUGACCACGAGGAAUCUGAUAAUGAUGGAUUGGGGAAAAGUGAAGAAAGUGAUAGCGACACAUCAGAGCGACAAGAUGAUUCUUACAUCGAUCCAGAACCAAUUGAUAUCAAGGAAACUACUUAUUUAGAACAGAGUCAUGAAGAACUUGGGGAGGCAGGGGAGGCUGCUCAGACCGAAGUAGUGUCAGAAGAAAACAAAAGUCUGAUCUGGACACUACUGAAGCAAGUCCGGCCAGGAAUGGACUUGUCCAAGGUUGUACUGCCUACAUUUAUCUUGGAACCUCGUUCUUUCCUGGACAAGCUGUCUGAUUACUACUACCAUGCAGACUUUCUGUCCGAAGCUGCUCUUGAAGAGAAUGCUUACAACCGCAUGAAAAAAGUAGUGAAGUGGUAUUUGUCGGGAUUCUACAAAAAGCCAAAGGGACUAAAAAAGCCGUACAAUCCUAUACUUGGUGAGACUUUCCGCUGCAUGUGGAUUCAUCCAAGGACAAAUAGCAAGACUUUUUACAUUGCAGAACAGGUAUCACAUCAUCCUCCAAUAUCUGCCUUCUAUGUUAGCAACCGCAAGGAUGGUUUUUGCCUUAGUGGUAGCAUUCUGGCCAAAUCAAAAUUCUAUGGGAAUUCAUUAUCUGCCAUACUAGAUGGAGAAGGACGACUAACAUUUCUAAAUAGGGGAGAAGAUUAUGUAAUGACAAUGCCAUAUGCUCACUGUAAAGGAAUUCUUUAUGGUACAAUGACCUUAGAGCUUGGGGGAACAGUCAACAUCACCUGUGAGAAAACUGGCUACAGUGCAACAAUUGAAUUCAAACUCAAGCCUUUUUUGGGUAACAACGACAGUGUUAACCAAAUAUCAGGGAAAAUAAAGCUUGGCAAAGAAGUUCUGGCUAUUUUGGAGGGCCACUGGGACAGUGAAGUUACUAUUAGUGACAAGAAGACAGAUGAUUCAGAGAUAUUCUGGAACCCAACAUCUGAUAUCAAACAGCGUAGAUUACCUAGAUACACAGUGAAGUUUGAAGAGCAAGAUGACUUUGAGUCAGAGAAACUUUGGCAACAAGUGACAAGAGCAAUAAAUAACAAAGACCAAACAGAAGCUACUCAAGAGAAAUACGUUCUGGAAGAAGCUCAGAGAAAGAGCGCCAAAGAGAGGAAACUCAAGGGUGAAGAGUGGACGUGCAAGCUGUUUGAUCAGGAUUCAGUCACAGGAGAAUGGCACUACAAAUACGCUGAUACCAGACCGUGGGACCCUUUGAAUGAUAUGAUCCAAUUUGAAAAAGAUGGCACCAUCCAAACAAAAGUUCGACAUCGGACACCAAUGGUUAGUGUUCCAAAAAUCAAGCGAAAGCCAACCAGUCAGAAGAAAGGGGAGUGUGGUUUCUCAUCCCCGGAGCCCGAUAACCAGGAUUCCUCUGGGAGCGAAGCGCAACUUCUAAAGCACAAUACAAGAGUAAGGAAAAAAGGCGCAGACCUUGGUGAACUACAGAGUGCCAUUGAAUCUAUAAAGGAAACACAAGAAGACAUUAAGAGGGACAUCAUGGCUCUACGAAAUAGAGUCACUUCUCAUUCACCACCCGCGGACUACCAUUUCUUGCAGUUUAAGCACUAUGUCUUCAUUUUACUCGUGGUUCUGCUACAGCUUAUCAUUAAUUUCCUGUUCAAAUAGGAAGCAUGAACAAGGGCCUUUCUGAACUGGAAUGAUCGAACUGUUACCGGGGACCAUAUUUUAAGUCGGACUUUAACUGAUGCAAUAUUAUCUAAAAGAGCCCUGUAGCAACAACUUACAGAACUUUGCCUCAGCGUCCAUGGUUCAGAAUCAUACUCCCGUCUACCCAGUUGAAGUAAGAACUGUGUAAGUGCCAGUACACUCUUGCUCCUGGUGUGUGCCUCUGUCUCACAGACAUACGACAUCAGCCUUGUGUUUUAUAUUCGGUCAUACGUUGUACUGAUGAACCUUC